CUUAAAAAAAAAUUAAAAAAUAAGUUCAUCGAAAGCCAUCCUAAGAUCUGCAUCUCCACUACGUACAUAUAAAUUCAUCGUCUUCGGAUGAAAAUUUCACAGUACGUAACACUGCUACAGCUCGUUGCUUCGAAUUCGAGAGAGAAGAAAACGACGCGUGAUUCAGUUCUUCACCUGAAUGUUUUCGGAUUCUCAAAGGGUGACGGAAGAUAAUGGGAGCUGCGGGAGUAGGAGCGCCGUCGAGACGCCGCCAGUCAACAGCCGCCACCAGCUGAAGAAGGCGGAGGUUUACGGCGAGGUAUUGCGGCGGCUCAAAAAGUCCGUGUAUCCGGAAGCUCGGGAUAUGGCGUUCGAGGAUCAGCUUUGGUCUCAUUUCAAUCGUCUUCCGGCCAGGUACGCCAUGGAAGUGAAUUUGGACAGGGCAGAGGAUGUCCUCACCCACAAGAGGCUGCUGCAUUUGGCCCGUGAUCCUGCUAACAGGCCCGCAUUCGAAGUCCGUCUGGUACAGGUUUUGCCUGUCUCUGAUGGGAACUCAGGAGCUUCACCCAGUUCAAGUUCUCCAUUAAGGGGAAGCAUCCAUCCACAAACUGCCUUUGGUUCUUCUCCUAAUCUUGAAGCACUUGCACUUCAAACAAGUGCAGAAAUAGAAGUUGGUGAGGAUACUGUCACAAAUGCUAGUGCCAAGAUACCGAGGCCAAUGCAUGAGAUUACAUUUUCCAUGAUUGACAAGCCAAAGAUCCUUAGUCAGUUGACUUCUUUGUUGGCUGAGAUUGGCUUAAACAUCCAGGAAGCACAUGCCUUUUCCACAGUGGACGGUUAUUCUUUAGAUGUCUUUGUUGUUGAUGGUUGGCCAUUUGAGGAGGUUAAACAACUCCGUACUGCAAUUGAGAAGAAAAUAAUGAAGAUUGAGCCUAGUUCUCCCCCCAAGCCACAAUCUUUGCCUCCAGUCAUUAAGCAUGAACAAAUAGAGGUCAAAUGUGAAUUUGAUCAUCUAACAAUACCUAAUGAUGGUGCAGAUGUCUGGGAAAUAAAUCCUGAAUUUUUUAAGUUUGAGUCCAAAUUAGCAUCUGGUUCAUACGGUGAUUUAUACAAAGGUACUUACUGUAGUCAAGAAGUAGCAAUAAAAAUUCUCAAAACUGACCGACUGAAUACAGAACUCCAGAAAGAGUUUGCUCAUGAACUAUAUAUAAUGAGAAAAAUUCGACACAAAAAUGUCGUGCAACUCAUAGGGGCAUGCACCAGACCUCCAAAUAUGUGCAUAGUUACAGAAUACAUGUCUGGAGGGAGUGUCUACGACUAUUUACACAAACAUAAGGGUGUUUUUAAGCUUCCAAAUUUGCUGAAAGUAGCCAUUGAUGUAUCCAAGGGAAUGAACUAUUUACAUCAGAACAACAUAAUUCACCGGGACUUGAAAGCUGCUAAUCUUUUGAUGGAUGAAAAUGGAGUUGUUAAGGUGGCUGAUUUUGGAGUGGCCAGAGUGACAGCACAGACAGGUGUGAUGACAGCUGAAACUGGGACAUAUCGGUGGAUGGCUCCCGAGAAGGAUCCGACUCUGAGACCCGACUUUUGUGAAAUAACUGAAAUCUUACGGAAAAUUUCUAAGGAGACCCUCAUUUUCCUAUGA
Molecule: messenger RNA, 1624 nt
Organism: Striga asiatica
Lineage: Eukaryota; Viridiplantae; Streptophyta; Magnoliopsida; Lamiales; Orobanchaceae
Source: the annotation of a GenBank genome assembly